UCGCCUUUCGUCAGCUGAGCGAGACCGGAUCGGGCAUUGGAUAUCAACGGUUGGUCCGCUUUCCCCGGGUUUUUACAUCAUCUUUGGGUAUUUGACAGGAAACAUGGUUCUGCUGACGUGUGACUGUUUAAAUGUGAAGAUUGAUGUGGGAGAGACAGAUCUGAACUCCAGUUGUCCAGAUAUUCCAUCAGGUUAUGAAGACUGUGAUUUCUUCCGCUCAGAUUUAAUGGAGGCAAAGAUAUCUCCGUCUGCCAUCCACCAGGAGCAUUCUUAUCUCGUCCAUAAAGCCCAGGUAAAAGACUGGUUGGUUCACAGAUGUGUGAAUUGUGGGUUGUAUACCCAUGCCGUCCCAUCACUGCCUAGUCGGAAAGGUGUUCUUGUCUCCAAAACACUACUGAGUGACCCUGAUGCCCAGGAAAGGUUGACUAGGUCCUCGGAUUACUCCCCCUUAUUCAGAGUGGUCCUUCGGGGGCAGGACCCAAAUAUGUCUCCCUCUCUUCCAGUCACAGGAGAUUCCAACAGUGCGUUUCAUUCACUGCAGUCUUGCAUAUCCCAUAUCCAGCAGGAUUUGAACACCUUCCUGUUGCAGGAGGAGGCCCAAAUGGAAGAGCGGGUUCGAGUCUAUCAAGAUGAGCAAAGAGAUAUUUUCUCAGAACUUGAAGAGAGAGUGAAAAAUGACAAGAAGAAGAUGAUCAGCAUUCUCUUUAAUAAUAUGCAGACAUCAUCAGAAGAGUCUACUGUCUCUAUGAAUGGCAACAGACCAGUAUUGCGCCCGACAAAAUCUGUACCCAUGGCAUCAUCAACAAACAGUUCUCGCCAUAAGGGCCCAGACCGGAGAUCUGAAAAUGCAGCGAGUCGACCACGAUCUCUGCGACCGUACGACCACAGUCCAGACAGUGAACCUAUGUUCAUGUUGGAUGAUGAUGAUGAUGAUGAUGAAGAUACUCCUUUCUCUAUCUCAGACGAAGAAGAUACUGAUGAUAGCAUACAGAUGGAUGAUGCCAGGCGCUCCUCCUCCUCCUCCGGAAACCUCAACUCUGUUUUCUCCACAUCAGUGCCAAUCUCUGUGCCUGUGUGGAAACCCCGAUCUCCUCGCAGGACGGACCUGGAUGAUAAAGAUAUUCGAGCUCCGGCCCCAGAUCAGAUGGCUGCCAGUAUGCAGGCUUUGGCGCGAAGUGUUCACAACAACGACGUCACCAACUUAUUUGGAGAGCUUCCAAGGCCUCGACUCAGUACAUUCUCAGGAGUUCUCCAUGCUUCACGGAAGUGAAAUGCACAAGAGGCUGUCAGAGGAGAAAAUACAUGUGUGAUGACCUUGAUCAGCUGAUCAUUCAUGAACAAUGAACUGUGAGCUUUGCUGAGUUCUACGUGGGCAUUAUAUCAUCAGGUAUGGGAGAUAACCUGAGAAUUGCAUUUGGUGGUAAGAAUCCUUACUCACUGGUGGUCAGUAGGGCGAAAUCUCCGGUAGAGUCGCUAGGACAUAACUACUACAGUGAGGCUAGUUUGGAAGGCUGUGCGAGUCUAUAGUCAGUGGUACUGUCUCUGCUACAGCUAGACAUGUCCUCAUUACAAUAUUAAGGCAAUGAUUGUCAUACAUUGUACAUAGUCAUCAUGUCCAAAGGUGCUAAAGUGAGUUGAAAAGAGAGUGUGUAUACAGCUACCCUGCUUUGUUUUAUGUCAACACUUUCAGUUCCUGUCAUAUCGCUUUGUCAUGUCACAUCUACUUUGUGUAGCCUCCUGUCUGUUUUCUGUGACAUUAAAUUGUCCUUAAUUUUUAUUAUUUUUUUUUUUCACCAUGUUUUCAACUACAACUGGCAACCUUCUUUGUUGUGAAGUGAAAUUUUUAAUCUUUAUACCAUCUAAAAAAAGGACAGACACUGGCCAGUGAAAUUCGUAUUGAAUGAUGUUUGAAAUACUGGGUAUGUGGAAAUAAGUGUGCUACAUGUAAUUAGAACUUUUUUAGUGGAGCGCCAGUAUAAUUGUGUUUCGACGUCUUACAUUUUUUUACCACCACAAAACAUGGGGUUUUCACCAUGUGGCCGGUUUGACACCACAACAUAGGUCAUCUCAAUGGAACAUUGUAUCUAUGUUUACAGAUUUUGUACUUAAUUUGAUCUUAAGCUAGUUCAUGUUAACUGGCUGAAGAAGUUGAUAAGAAUGCUAAGGUUUAUGGUUGCAAAUGAAUGGAUUGUUGGUGUAAAACAUACAAGUAGUGGAACACAUGACAUUGUAUGUUGAAUACGUGGCAUAUGGUUGACUUUCCUCACAGCUAUACUAGCUGUUAUAUGAUACAUGUACAUGUCUUCGAAUAAUCUCAUGAUAGGAUGGAAAAUUUUACACUUUGUGAUAUUUGCUGUAUAUGUGCUAUGUUCUCAAUGAAUCUGCGAAUGUUUAGGAUGAGAGUGCGCAUAGAUAAUGUUGGAUGAUUAUACAGUGCUGUGUGCCAGAUGUGGUAGAAUGUGGACGUUCCUGGCUUUCCCUGAAGAUUAAUGGUGUGCCAUAUUGUGUGCCAUUCACAAGCAGUGACGACCUUUAUAGCUGUUUGUCACAGGCUUUAGUCUUCAGACACCUUUGGAAUACUGCCCACAUUGUUGUCUGAGUCAGAAAUACAUUUUUAUAGCAGUCCAGUUACUUGUGGACUAUUAUGUUCUGCUGUAUAAAAGACGUUUUGCCCUUGAAAUAGUUUACAUGUACAUAAUUUUGUUGAAAGAAAUGUGUGUUGAAAUGACAGGCUGAUAGACUGCCAAGUGAAAACGGUUUCCCAAGAGUAACGCACAAAAAAGCAGUGAAAGUAUCAGUUUGUACCGCUCAGUGCUAAAGCGAAAGUGUACAUGUCAUUGUAUUUCUCUUGUUUAAUAAAUUUUUCACACC
Molecule: messenger RNA, 2871 nt
Organism: Liolophura sinensis
Lineage: Eukaryota; Metazoa; Mollusca; Polyplacophora; Chitonida; Chitonidae
Exons: 13
Coding region: 104-1270 (388 amino acids)
Biological process (GO): negative regulation of protein kinase activity; neurotrophin TRK receptor signaling pathway; negative regulation of TOR signaling
Cellular component (GO): cytoplasm
Source: RefSeq, a predicted model, not a curated record